AACUGCGACUUCUGUGCCAGCGCUCGUCGGGUGCGGAUGUCUUUCUCGCCUGAGUGUCCGUGAUAAAUUUCCCCCGUUCUCUCUGGGACGCUUGUCCUCAUCUAUUUUGUCCCCCGGGCACAUUACAGGAGGGGCACCCGGUCCUGUAACCUCCGUGGCCUGGUGGCUAAAUCUCCCGCUUCACACACGGAUGGCCCGGGAUCGAUUCCCGGCGGGUGGAAACAUUUCGGCACUUUUCCUUACACCUGUUGUCAUGUUCACCUAGCAGCAAAUAGGUACCUGGGUGUUAGUCGACUGGUGUGGGUCGCACCCUGGGGGACAAGAUUGAGGACAGUCCUCGAUGACGCACUGACUUUCUUGGGUUAUCCUGGGUGGCUAACCCUUCGGGUUAAAAAUCCGAACGAAAUCUUUUCUCUUAUCGGUUUACUUUCAGCCAUGUUUUCACUUUGAGGAUAAUUCUCAAACGGUUUUCGGUGGGAAACCGGUUACUGAACUCAGGUGGCGGUGUGGGCCUCACACUGCUGGUGCUUGACAAGGAGGUCCACCGGAUCUAGUUGGAAACUUCAGGUUUAUAUUUCUAUUUACAAAGGAACUCUUUUUUCCUUUAUCUUUCAUCGCCCAGCUUUGGGAAACAAAUCAUCACCGAACAUCGGGAAGUCGGGUUCGAUACUGUGUAAGCCGUCAGGGGCCCUGAUAAACCCAACAAACAAACAAAAACAAUGGCUGAGUUUGGGGCUCAUAUUACCGUCACAGCGAGGACACGUCCCUCGAUAUUUGACGUUGUGGCUCAGGAUGGUCUUAUGUCCACCCUACAACCGGCUGUGACACAUGUCAUGAAGGUGGUAGCGGAAAGCAAUCCUGAGAAAUACGAGUGGUGUUUGAAAUAUUCCAGUGAAAUAUUUGCAGCAUUUAAUCUUAUUUUACAGCAUCACUACUUAUCAAAUUAUG
Molecule: messenger RNA, 948 nt
Organism: Cherax quadricarinatus
Lineage: Eukaryota; Metazoa; Arthropoda; Malacostraca; Decapoda; Parastacidae
Source: RefSeq, a predicted model, not a curated record